This is a messenger RNA of Closterium sp. Yama58-4, 1534 nucleotides long. The record is from the annotation of a GenBank genome assembly. Lineage: Eukaryota; Viridiplantae; Streptophyta; Zygnematophyceae; Desmidiales; Closteriaceae.
GUGCGCAGCAGGCAGCACAAUGCUGACAGCAGCAGCAGCAGCAGCAGCGGUGGCGGCAGCAGCAGGUGCCACAGUGCCAGGUGGCGGGCUGCGAUUGGUCAAGGGGUCGUCAGCGGCAGUGACUCGCAUUCAUGGUCGCAUCUUCCCUGAGGGCCUUUACUACAUAGCAGUGGGUCUCGGCACCCCUCCGCGCACCUAUUUCCUCGAUAUAGACACGGGAAGCCACGUGUCCUGGGUGGCCUGCGACGCUCCCUGUGUCAAUUGCGCUCAGGGCCCCAACCCAUGGUACGACCCCUCCCAUGCCUCUCUCGUGGACUGCCAUUCCGACCUCUGCCAAGCCGCACAGACAGGCUUCAUCCGAGGCUGCUCCUCAGGCUCGGAAGACGAGCCUUCAGACUCGGAAGGUGCCGAAGCUGCGGAUGCGGGUCGGGUCGGGGAGGGGGUUCAUACCAAGCCACGGCAUCUGCAAGAGGCGUCCAGAGGGGUUAUGAACGGUACCAGUGGUGCUGCUGCUGCUGGGGACAGUAACCAGAGUGACAGUAUCGGAGGUGACAAUAACGAGAGUGACAGUGACAGCAGCGGGCAGUGUGACUAUGACAUAGUGUACACGGACGGAAGCAGCUCACAGGGUGUGCUUGUAACGGAUAGGUUACUGUUCCUGCACCCCUCGGGCACACUCAAGGCCACGCAGUUCACAUUCGGAUGUGCAUACGACCAGGAGGGCGAUCUCGCUGUCUCCCCUGCUCGAUCCGAUGGCGUGUUGGGCCUCGGCCCUUCCAACCUCUCACUCCCUGCCCAGCUGUCGAGAGCAGGGGCGGGGCGCAACGUUUUUGGCCACUGUCUGGAUUCGGCGGCGUCUGGGGGAGGUUACUUCUUCAUUGGCGACGCGCUUUUACCCAGCACCCUCACCUGGACCCCUCGCGCCUCAAAAAGCGACACCCGCUACUACCACGCGUCGCUCCUCCACAUCUCUUACGGUUCCAAGAAGCUUCCCAUCGACGAUCCCAAGGCGCUCCACAAUAAGCACGCGGGCUCUCAAUCUGCUUAUAACGAGGAUGGUGGAGUGGAGAGCGGAGGAGCGAUAUUCGACUCGGGGUCGUCGUUCGCCUACAUGCCUGCUGCCCCAUUUGAAGCUCUGCUAGAAAUGGUAUCAGCUGAUGCAGCAGCAGCGGGCCUGCAGGCAGACACGACCGUGACUGUGCUGCCGCACUGCUGGCGGCUGGGGAAAGGGGCGCCAGGGAUCAGGUCCGUUGCUGACGUGGCAUCCCAUUUCUCUGCCCUCACAUUCUCGUUCCAGUCACAUUCAAUCUUCUCCUCCUCAGCUGAUCUCUCCGUUGCUCCCGCCACCUACCUCCUCUCACCGGGGCAUGGCACGGUGUGUCUUGGCAUUCUGAAUGGAGAGGAGUCAAUCGCGUUGGGAGGCGCUUCCCGAACCAUCAUCGGAGAUAUCGCGAUGCGUGGUUACCUUAUAGUGUAUGAUAAUGAGAAUGCAAGGAUUGGUUGGACCUUGGCCAAUUGUUCCUCCAAACCAUGA